CCCGAGCUCCUCCGGGCACCAGCUCCCUAGCGCCCGCGCCCCCGCCGCCCGCCCGCCGCGAUGCCCCUGCUCUGGCUGGUGCCCGUCGGGCAGAAGCUGCUGCUCUGGAGCGCGCUGGGCGCCGCGGUGCUGGGCGCCUUCUCGCUGCUGCUCAACCUCCUGCGCGCGGUGACCUUCUACUCGCGGAACUGGCUGCGGCUGCGGGUCGUGCCCACGGUCUCGGGCGCCCUGCCCUUGGUGGGACACGCGCUGGUGAUGAAGCCGGACCCCAGGGAAUUUUUUCAGCAGCUAAUUACUUAUUCUGAAGAAUACCGACAAAUGCCACUGAUAAAACUCUGGCUUGGGCCAGUGCCAUUGGUAGUCCUUUACAAAGCAGAAAAUGUGGAGACAAUUUUAAGUAGUUCAAAGCAAAUCGAUAAGUCCUAUAUGUACAGGUUUCUAAAACCAUGGCUUGGCCUUGGACUCCUUACAAGUACUGGGAGCAAGUGGCGCUCCAGGAGGAAAAUGUUAACUCCAACGUUCCACUUUACAAUUCUGGAGGACUUCUUAGACGUCAUGAAUGAACAAUCCAAGAUACUGGUUAAGAAGCUCGAAAAACAUGUUAACCAGAAAGAAUUUGACUGCUUUUUCUACAUCACUCUUUGUGCCUUAGAUAUCAUCUGUGAAACAGCAAUGGGGAAGAAUAUUGGUGCUCAGUGGAAUGAAGAUUCUGAGUAUGUUCGAGCAGUUUAUAGUAUGAGUGACAUAGCACUUCAAAGAAUGAAGAUGCCUUGGCUGUGGAGUGAUACUCUAUUCCUUUUGUUUAAGAAAGGAUGGGAACACAAAAGGAGCCUAAAGGUCUUGCAUGAUUUUACCAACAGUGUCAUCACUGAAAGGGUCAAAGCAAUGCAGAGAGAGGAAGAACGCAAAACUGAGAACAGCAGCCCCCGCAAAAAACGCAAAGCUUUCCUUGACUUGCUUUUAAAUGUAACUGAUGAUGAAGGAAACAAGCUAAGUCAUGAAGAUAUUCGAGAAGAAGUGGACACCUUUAUGUUUGAGGGCCAUGACACCACCGCAGCUGCAAUAAACUGGUCCCUGUACCUGUUGGGCACGCAUCCAGAAGUGCAGAAAAAAGUGGAUCAGGAACUGGAGGAAGUAUUUGGGACAUCUGACCGUCCUGUCACAGUAGAAGACCUGAAGAAACUUAAAUACAUGGAAUGUGUUAUUAAGGAGACUCUUCGCUUAUUUCCUUCGGUGCCUUUAUUUGCUCGUUGUCUUAAUGAAGAUUGUGAAAUUGCGGGUUACAAAAUCGUGAAAGACUCUGAAGCAAUUAUCUUUACCUAUGCACUGCAUCGAGAUCCAAGGUUCUUCCCAGACCCUGAGGAAUUCAAGCCGGAAAGAUUCUUUCCUGAGAAUUCCCAAGGACGCCAUCCAUAUGCAUAUGUGCCCUUCUCUGCUGGACCAAGAAACUGCAUAGGUCAAAGAUUUGCCAUGAUGGAAGAAAAGACCAUUCUUUCCUGCAUCCUGAGGCAGUUCUGGGUAGAAUCCUCCCAGAAGAGAGAAGAACUUGGUUUGGCAGGAGAUCUGAUUCUUCGUCCAAUGAAUGGCAUCUGGAUCAAGUUGAAGAAGAGACACACAGAUGAAUCCUAGCUAUGUGAUUGGGCUAUGCCUUUAUCAUGAAAAGUCUUUACUAAAAAGAAGCUUUGCAAUAAUUUAUACGUAGAGUGAAUUAAUGUUUACCUUUUAGUAAGCACAUAAUAAGAUUUUCAAUAGACACAUUCACAGAAAAUUAAACUUUAGUGGACAGACCCAAAGGCUAUAUUAAUAUUCAGAAUUUUUCUGCUGUUUCAGAAAUAAUUAUAUGAAUCUUUAAGUAUACAUUCAAAUUUAAAAAUAGUAUUAAGUCCUUUAAUCUCAGUAGCUUAUAUUUUUAAUGACAUCAACUAUGAGAAUAAUUACUCUGACAUUUCUCUUGUUUUUAUUACAUAUAGGUAGGUAAUAUAUAACUUGUUAUUAUAAUAACUUAAUAUUAUAAUAUAUAAUUUAUUUUAUGCAUACUUCCCUGUAGCCUUUAAUCUUCAAGCUCUUAUUUCAUUUUUACUGCAUCACAAAUAUGUCAUGUUGAUGAAAGUGAAAGAGGGAAGACCCCCUCCCAAGGUAAUGGCAAAAUUUCCUGGGGAUAAAUAGUCCUGAAGUUGCUGCAAGAGCCUGAUAAGACCCUCAGAAGAAAACAGGAAAAACCAGGAACAAAGGCCUGAUAAGACCCUCACCCAUCUACAGCAACAGACCCGGAGAAGCUCCUGCAAAAACAAAAGGCCAGGAAAGAAAUUUCAAAGAAGACCAUCACCACUCCCAACCUCCUUGGUAACCGCCGUAGAUGGUGGUUUGACCUAGGUAGAUGCCCCACUUGGGGGCAGGUUGGAGAAACCCUUGACUAAAGGAAGGUGCGCAUAUGCUGCCUGAGCCCAUGUGCUACUUGCACUCAUGCGGCCGAGCACAUGCCAUGCCUGAGCACAUGUGUUGUCUGCAUCUCCCCUCGUGAGAUGUGUCCUUUCAUGCUUUCAUGUCUAAUGCUGGGAGGUAUGUAGGGGCUCUCUCCACCCCUGGAGAAGCCCAGGUUCUCUCUUGACCAUGUCCCACUCUCUCUCUCACUUUCUUUCCCUCCUUCCCUUCAAAACCUCCAAAUAAAAACUGUGUAAUUUCGCUGCUCAUGUA
Messenger RNA from Sorex fumeus (smoky shrew), 2694 nucleotides. RefSeq names its product cytochrome P450 4V2. Gene Ontology annotation, molecular function: heme binding; monooxygenase activity; iron ion binding. The record is from RefSeq and is a predicted model, not a curated record. NCBI's taxonomy places the organism in Eukaryota, Metazoa, Chordata, Mammalia, Eulipotyphla, Soricidae. The transcript is spliced from 11 exons. The coding region runs from base 61 to 1629 and encodes 522 amino acids.